GCAGCCGGGCGGCGAUGGCGGCGCCCUGGCUGGUGCUCCUGCUGCUGGCGGCGCCGGGCGCGGUCCAGGGGAGCGGCUGCCGGGCCGGGGCUCGGGGGGCUGCGGCGGAAGGCUGUGGGCCCACGGGGCUGCUGCUGGAGCACUCCUUUGAGACGGAUGACAGCGUCCACUUCCGGAAACGGGGCUCUCUGACGUGGAACGUGCAGGACGGGACAAUCACCUUGACCCAGAGGCAGCUGACGGAGGAUGAGCGGGGCAGGCUUCGGGACGUGGCAGCUCUGAACGGCCUGUACAGAGUCAGGGUCCCCCGGAAGCCGGGGGCUGCUGAAGGACUGGCGGCAGCCGGCCACGUCUCCUCCUUCGUCCCUGCGUGUUCUUUGGUGGAAUCCCACCUCUCCGACCGGCUGACCCUGCACGUGGACGUGGCCGGCAACGUGGUGGGCCUGUCGGUGGUGACGGAGCCCGGGGGCUGCCGGGGCCACGAGGUGGAAGAUGUGGAUUUGGAGCUGUUCAACACCACGGUCCAGCUACAGCCGCCCCUCACUGCCCCGGGGUGAGGGCCCACCUCCCCUC
Vombatus ursinus (common wombat) is the source of this 573-nucleotide messenger RNA. RefSeq names its product ER membrane protein complex subunit 10 (gene EMC10). NCBI's taxonomy places the organism in Eukaryota, Metazoa, Chordata, Mammalia, Diprotodontia, Vombatidae. Gene Ontology annotation, cellular component: EMC complex. The record is from RefSeq and is a predicted model, not a curated record. The transcript is spliced from 5 exons. Bases 15 to 557 code for a protein of 180 amino acids.